Messenger RNA from Salvia hispanica, 1739 nucleotides. RefSeq names its product UDP-Glycosyltransferase superfamily protein. NCBI's taxonomy places the organism in Eukaryota, Viridiplantae, Streptophyta, Magnoliopsida, Lamiales, Lamiaceae. The record is from RefSeq and is a predicted model, not a curated record.
AUGAUACUUGAUUUUUAUCCAUUUUGCGGUUGCUUGCUCAACAAUAAUAUCUUCAGAUGUUCCUAGUGUAGAUGUAAAACAUGAAUUCACAUGAAAAUGGACAUCCCCAAAACCCACACCCUCCUCAAAUCCGAAGAAGCUUCUUCACCAAACCCAUUUCUCUAAUCUCGAUCUUCAUACUACUCCUCGCGAUCUCCUUCACCAUCUUAGCCCCCUCCCUGCCAUCCCUCCUCAAAUCCACCCACCUCAAAAUUUCGCCCCCAACAAUUACGAAAACCGACGUUAGCGAACCCCCUUAUUGCCUGCUAUGGAUGGCCCCUUUCCUCUCCGGCGGCGGCUACAGCUCCGAAGCCUGGUCCUACAUUCUCGCACUCAACGCCUUCAUCAACAAUCAGAAAACCCCAUUAUUCAAAUUGAGCAUCGAGCAUUACGCUGAUCUCCAAGAUUUGGAAUUCUGGGUGGGUUUGCCCUCGGAAAUCAAAAAUCUCGCCACCAAUCUCUACCAUACCAAAUGCAAACCGAAUCGAACCAUAGUAAUUUGCCACAGCGAGCCCGGGGCUUGGUAUCCGGCUCUCUACCAAACCCUACCCUGCCCGCCUACGGGCUACGGUCAGUUUAAGGCCGUUGUGGGCAGGACUAUGUUUGAGAGUGACAGAGUGAAUGAGGAGCAUGCUGGGAGGUGUAAUCGAAUGGAUUAUGUGUGGGUUCCUACUGAUUUCCAUGUUGCUACAUUUACUCAAAGUGGGGUUGAUCCAUUGAAGGUGAGGAAGAUCAUCCAGCCAGUCGAUUCUUCCUUCUUCGAUCCGUUAAAGGUCGAGCCUUUGAGCUUGGAUUCCGUGAGCCGGGUUGUGUUAGGAUCACAAAAGUUUAUCUCAAAAGCCCAGUUUGUUUUCUUGAGUGUGUUCAAAUGGGAGCAUAGAAAGGGGUGGGAUGUUUUAUUGAGGGCUUAUUUAGAGGAGUUUGGUGAAGAAGAUGGUGUUGCUCUGUGUUUGUUGACAAAUGCAUAUCACACAGAGAGUGAUUUUGAUAGGAAGAUUGUUAUGUAUGUGAAGGGAUUGAGUUUGGAUGAUAGAUUGGCACCUGUUUAUGUGAUUGAUGGCCACAUAGCUCAGGUUAAACUGCCGAGGUUGUAUAAGGCGGCUGAUGCAUUCGUGCUUCCAUCUAGAGGCGAGGGGUGGGGCCGGCCUGUGGUGGAGGCGAUGGCAAUGGAAUUGCCCGUGAUUGCCACCAACUGGUCCGGCCCGACUGAGUACUUGAUGGAGCAGAAUAGCUAUCCGUUGCCCUAUGAUAGGAUGAGUGAGGUCCAGGAUGGACCCUUCAAGGGGCAUUUGUGGGCGGAGCCAUCUGUUGAUCAGCUGCGAUUCUUGAUGAGGCGUGUUGUGAGCAACCGUGAUGAGGCUAAGGCUAAAGGAGUGCAAGCUAGGGUCGACAUGAAGGGGAGAUUCUCCCCUGAGAUUGUUGCAGAGGAAGUUGUGACUCAUUUGCAGGAAAUUGUCCAAAAUUUUGGUUGAAAUUUGAAUAUAUAGAUAAUGGAAAAAGGAAUUAGGAUUUGGUAAAUUGAAGUUUACCUAUUUGAAUUCUUUCUACAACUAUUGGCUAUGUAGAAUGUCUUUUAGAUGGUAGCAUUGAGGGUAUAUUGAUUUAUUCAGACUAUUAUUGUGUGAGAUGUUGGAAAUGAGCUGAUUUUAUAGGGAUCAACUGUACAUUGCAGAAAAAAUCAAAAGAUUGGUGUUUAGUCA